This is a messenger RNA of Paramecium sonneborni, 433 nucleotides long. The record is from the annotation of a GenBank genome assembly. Lineage: Eukaryota; Ciliophora; Oligohymenophorea; Peniculida; Parameciidae.
AUGAAAAAGAUAAGUAGAUUUUAUAAACUCUCUUAAGAGAGAUUAAAAUAUUUUUAUAUUUUAUAUAAGUUUUUUAGAAAAAGAAGUAUUAGUUGGUAAAUGAAAGAAAGUAAUUAGAGUGAGAUUUAGCUGCUGAUGAAUAUAAAAGAUAAGUAUUAAAUAAAAUAAUAUAUUUUAGAUUCUAUUAAAUUAAAAUAAUGAGGGAUUUUUUUAUUUAAAUGUAAAUUUUAUGAUGAAUCAUAUUAGAACAUAUCCUCAUAUUUUAGGAUAACCAGCUAAAAGCAACGAGGUAUGAAUUCUCUUAAAGAAUAUAUUAAUGAAAAAUUUAAUGUAAAAUAUUGAUUAGUAAUAAAAAUAGGAAAUGGAAAAGAUUUAAGAGCAGAAAUUAUUGAGAUCAUAUACUAAUUUCACAGCAUCGUAAUUUAAAAGUUGA